This is a messenger RNA of Aspergillus uvarum CBS 121591, 930 nucleotides long. Its product is annotated as putative GPI anchored protein. NCBI's taxonomy places the organism in Eukaryota, Fungi, Ascomycota, Eurotiomycetes, Eurotiales, Aspergillaceae. The record is from RefSeq and is a predicted model, not a curated record. The transcript has 2 exons. Bases 90 to 461 code for a protein of 123 amino acids.
CAGAGACAUUCGCUUGUGACUCUUGAUCGAUCUCCAUACUCCGCCUCCACAAUCGCUCCACCCAAUCCAACACACCUUCCAAUUUCACAAUGCGUUACUCUAUCUUCCUGGUUGCUUUCGGCGCUCUCGCCGCUGCUCAGUCCUCUGCUGUCGUGGCGCCCUCUCAGCCCGCUGCUGUGACCUCCCAGCCUGUCAUCCCCACCCAAGGCUCCCUCCCCGCGGGUGCUUCUAGCGCUGUCAUCGGCUCUAGCGCUCCUGCUUCGUCUUUCUCGACUGUGAAGACCAAGACUACCACCGCUAAGACCGAGUCUUCCACCUCAACCAAGACCUCUUCCUCAUCCUCCGAGACCAGCGGCUCCAGCAGCACUAGCACUUCCGAGGGUGCCGGUGUACCUCUCGCAACCAUGGCUCCUAUGGGCCUGUCCAUGGUGGCUGGUGCUGCCAUUGCUGCCCUCUUGUAAAAGGGGCCGGCAAUACCAUCCCCCCCUCGUCGAUGGUCAAAGACCUCAUCCGCUUCGAUGAUUCGCACUGGACAUCGAGUUGUACAUCGUGUUUACGGCCGUUUAGCCAGGCGAACCGAGCUCAAAAAACAACCUGAAUAUAUCAACGGUUCUCGGUCGGAGGGACUUGCACCACUGAUGGGAAGGCUGUCUUUUGUCUGUGUUUGAUUCUGUCUCAUUCCCCCUCCUGUUUGAUGUCAAGGCCGAUCCAUGUUGCACACCAAAGUUGCAUGACUGCGGCGUACAUAAGAGCUUUCGAUUGUUUUUUUUUCUAGUAAUUUUUAAUUGCCUAAUGAGUACAUGGUAAAUAAACAAGACGAUUCUCUCUCAGCAGGUUUUGGUCAAUCGUACGGUAGACUCUUGCAGUCGAAUCCACCUCGUGUCUUCACAGCAGCCAGACCAAAGAACGCAAAGAUUAGACCUAUCUUCU